AUGCUUUAGAUAAUAUAGUAAUAGGCAGUUUAGUUUUUAGUGUGGAUACUUAAAAACAUUUGUUGAUUUUUGUACCAAAUAAAAAGACAUUGAAAAGAUAGCUAGAAGCAUUGAGCAUUUUGCACCAACUAAAAGAAUAUUUUUUUACUAUUCAAUGCAAUCAGUAGUCUGGAGACUAGAAUACCAUAUAGGCCCUCACACUGCACAGGUUGGCUCGUUUAGCCCUUAUCACUUGCGGCAGCGCAUCACAGUUUGGCAACAAAGUUGAUUAUAGAUUCGUGUUGUUGUUGCACCGACCGGCAAAUACUGCAAUUCAGCCAAAAUUGCACGCGCAACUUUGCCGUCCACUAGCAUUCGUUCAAGGUGCGGUCAACGCCCUUCUGCAGUCAUAUACUCAGAAUAUAAUCUAAAAUAUAAGUGCAUUUACUUACUUACAUAUGCGCUCCGAAACUUUUUGCAAACAAUUGUAUAAGGUGUAUGUCUAAAGUUUCUAUAUGCAGGGCUUACGAAGGUAGACUGCAUUUUCGUAUAUAAAUCAUCGACAAUUAAGUUAUAGGCACAGUUCAAACCGAUUUGCAAACGUGAUCAGUAUGAAUCCUCUAAAGAUUUUCUGCUUUAUGGCUUUCGUAUUAGCCAUUGCUAAUGCUUCACCCAAGCAUGGCAAGAACAAGGACAACAUGAAUAGCUUAAAACCUGUGGAUUGGUUAUCGGCCUCUGAAUUAGAAUCGAUGCCAUCAGUCGAGGAUAUCACUUUGCAACAGUUGGAGAACAUGUCAGUAGAAGAUGCCCAGCGAAAGAUUGAGAAGCUGUAUCACUUGUCACAAAUUAAUCACGCUCUAGAACCGUCCUUUGUUCCGAGCCCAAGUAAUGUGCCAGUUAUCUUGAUGAAACCCAAUGGACAGCCCGAGCGCACCAAUCUCAAUGAACUCGUCCAAACUGCCAAACAACAACCCAACUUUGGCGAUGAGGAAGUCACCAUUUUCAUUACCGGUUUGCCACAGUCCUCCCCUUCUGUUGCAAAGGCAAACAAAAAAUUGAUCCAGGCUUAUAUGCAGCGCUACAAUGGACAGCGUCAACCAAUCAGCAAUAACCAGGACUAUGAUUAUGGCAACAAUAAGGACAAUCAAGGUGCCACUUCAAGUGAAGAAGACUACAGUGAAUCGUGGAAGAACCCCAAACCCACAAAGGGCAACCUUGUGGUCAUCAGCUUGGGCUCCACCCUCACCAACAUGAAACGUUUGGCUCUUAUCGAUGUAGAACAAACCGGUAACAUGAUCGGUAAAGCUCUCGUUGAACUGACCAACGAAUGUGAUGUACCACAAGAGAUCAUUCAUAUUGUUGGACAAGGUGUUGGUGCACAAGUUGCCGGUGCUGCUGGACGUCAAUACAAACGUUUGACAGGUCAUCAAUUGCGUCGUAUCACAGCUUUGGACCCUGCAAAAUUGUUCGCUAAGGACAAGGAUAUGUUAACUGGUUUGGCUCGUGGUGAUGCUGAUUUCGUUGAUGCCAUUCAUACUUCGACUUGUGGAAUGGGAACACGUCAACGAGUUGGUGAUGUCGACUUCUAUGUCAACGGUCCAGCUUCCGCUGCUCCAGGCGCUACCAAUGUAAUUGAAGCAACUAUGCGUGCAACUCGUUACUUCGCCGAAUCUGUACGCCCAGGUAAUGAACGUAACUUCCCUGCUGUCGCCGCCAACUCCAUGGACCAAUACGAAAAUAACGAUGGCGCUGGCAAACGCGCAUACAUGGGUAUUGCUACCGAUUUCGAUUUGGAGGGUGAUUAUAUUCUGAAGGUGAAUUCAAAGAGUCCUUUCGGCAAGAGCGCUCCCGCUCAAAAGCAAAGCACUUAUCAUGGCCAACACCAGGCAUGGAAAAGCGGCAAAAACCAGAACAACAAUUAAUAAGCUAAUAAUUUAGCAACUGGGAACUCCCAUCGAAGAUUAGAAGGAUACUUUACUUUUUAACUAAUAAUUUUUGUACCUUUUUGAAUUUUCAUAGAAAAUAAACUAAGCAUUUUUCAUGUAAAAAUAUGUUUAAAGAAGCAA
Bactrocera dorsalis (oriental fruit fly) is the source of this 2045-nucleotide messenger RNA. Its product is annotated as vitellogenin-1-like. The transcript is spliced from 4 exons. Gene Ontology annotation, molecular function: lipase activity. The coding region runs from base 591 to 1901 and encodes 436 amino acids. Lineage: Eukaryota; Metazoa; Arthropoda; Insecta; Diptera; Tephritidae. The record is from RefSeq and is a predicted model, not a curated record.